UUGGCACCAAGUUGAUCAUUCGAUUCAGUUCCUUCGUCAGAUCAACUUCAGUUCUGAAUUUGUCUGAAUCUUGAAAAAAUCUUCCCACGUGUCUAUCAUCAUGAAUGCGUGUCGUGUCAUGUUGCUGUCACUAGCCGUCACGUUGUUGAUGGCUGUGUCGACUUUGGGUGGACCAAUGGGCUCAUCUUACUACACCACUCCGGCGCCAUACUACACCAGUGCCGCGUAUGCGACUCCCAGUUACUACACCAAGGCUCCAGAAUACUACACCCCCGCCGAUCCGCCAAAAUACUACACCACAACCACUGCAGCUCCAAGUUACUACAAGGAGGACCCAAAGUACUACACAGCUCCAAGCUACACCGCUGAAACACCAAAGAAUUACGCAGCACCAACUUACUACACCACUGCUGCUCCUUCGUAUUACGCUGAUCCCGUCUACUACACCACGACUGUCCCCAGUUACUACUCUGCUCCAAGCUACUCUUCUCCCAGUUAUACUGCAACUUACUACGCUAAGGCUGAUCCCGAAUACUACACCACAACUACUGCUGCCUACACCAAAUCUUACGGUUAUCCUAGUUACUACUCCACUGCUGCCCCGUCAUACUACGCAGAGCCAACUUACUACACUGAGGUCCCUAAGUAUUAUGCUGCCCCGAGCUAUUACCAGACUGAAGCGCCCGUUUAUUAUACUAAAGCUCCCGAGUACUACACCACUGCCUCCUACUACACCACUAAGGCUCCAGAGUACUAUACUACGACCUACGCAUCCCCUAGCUACUACACCGAAGCUCCCAAGUACUACACCACCAAGGCACCUGAAUACUACACCGAGGCUCCGAAAUAUUAUUCAGCUCCAAGCUACACCACUACAGCUGCUCCUUACUACACAACUGAAGCUGUCAAGUAUUACGUAGCCCCAACUUACUACACCGCUGCUGCCCCAUCUUACUAUGUUGAGCCAACUUACUACACUGAAACACCCCAGUACUACGCUGCUCCAAGCUACGAGACGGAAGCCCCAAAAUACUACGCAGCUCCCAGUUACUACACCGAGGCUCCGGAUUAUUACACCACCAAGGUUCCAGAAUACUACACCACUGCUGCCUACUACACCAUCAAGGCACCCGAGUACUACACAACGCAGGCACCUUACUACACUAAGACUUAUGCAGCCCCAACUUACUACACUGAGGCCCCAAAGUACUACACCACCAAAGCAGCUGAGUACUAUACAACUGCCUCCUACUACACCACUAAGUCGCCAGAAUACUACACCACCAAGAAAGCUGAAUACUACACAACUCCAGCACCUUACUACACUACGACCUACGCUGCUCCCAGCUACUACACCGAAGCUCCCAAGUACUACACCACGAAGGCUCCAGAGUACUACACCACAUCUUACCAAAUAGCCAGCCACUAAGUUCGUAAAUAUUAAUUGGAGCCUAAUUUAAUCGUUGUUGUGCUCAUAUUCACUAUUUAUUCGUUGGACUUAAUUGUCAGCACAAAUAAAAUCAUUGUUAAUCAAAUCGAAA
This is a messenger RNA of Daphnia pulex (common water flea), 1541 nucleotides long. Its product is annotated as extensin-2-like. The transcript has 2 exons. Bases 101 to 1429 code for a protein of 442 amino acids. Lineage: Eukaryota; Metazoa; Arthropoda; Branchiopoda; Diplostraca; Daphniidae. The record is from RefSeq and is a predicted model, not a curated record.